ACGCCACACUGCUGUUGUCAUUCACAGUCACUCGCCCAACGCAACCGAAAUGUGCUACAGAUACAGCUUCAUUCUGAUCAUCGCCAGUGCCCUGCUGCUGGCGAACAUCCUCGCAGCGCCGCCCUCCGAUGUGGUCGUGGAGAAGCAGGACUCUGUGUCGGGAGAGAAGCCCGUGGACGUGCCCGAGGACUGUCAUCAGCCGAAGGAGACGGGACGCUGCUUUGCUCUGUUCUAUCGGUAUGCCUACAAUGUGGAUACCCAGGCCUGCGAGGAGUUUGUCUACGGAGGAUGUGCCGGCAAUAGGAACAACUUUGAGAGCAAGGAUCUCUGCGAGCAGGCCUGCCUCGGCCGUGCGGCAGUCACCGAAAGCAUCUCUGUGACCACUGAACAGAGCAGCGACAGUGAAGUGACUACGGAGAGCAGCAUCAGCAGCAGUGCCUAAACUAUUGUUUGUUUUGCACACACUUACUUAGUAUAUAGAUUUAUUUAUGGCCUGCCGACCAAGCAAUUAAGUCACUUCCCAUCGCCCAUACCCCCACACACAAAUAUACCCACAAUACACACAGAAAAA
This is a messenger RNA of Drosophila guanche, 571 nucleotides long. Its product is annotated as pancreatic trypsin inhibitor. The coding region runs from base 50 to 442 and encodes 130 amino acids. NCBI's taxonomy places the organism in Eukaryota, Metazoa, Arthropoda, Insecta, Diptera, Drosophilidae. Gene Ontology annotation, molecular function: serine-type endopeptidase inhibitor activity. The transcript has a single exon. The record is from RefSeq and is a predicted model, not a curated record.